Molecule: messenger RNA, 1753 nt
Organism: Durusdinium trenchii
Lineage: Eukaryota; Dinophyceae; Suessiales; Symbiodiniaceae
Source: the annotation of a GenBank genome assembly
AGGGAAAACGGACCGGGCCGAACCCAUGAGCCUGCGAGCCCAUGGGCCGCCUGCGGCGCACCGAAUCUCCGGAAGGUCAAUGUCACUGCGGGCUUCCACCUGAAGGACUUGCAGCGAAGCUGGAGUCUUGGAAGAAUGACCCUGACCUUUGCGUCAUUUGGGCCGCCUUUUGUCCUUCCUCGCCUUUGACUUUGGCUGACGGCAUUUCACUGGCAAAAACUCGAAGGUCAACGAAUGAAGUGCUGCAGCUGCUUACCGGCAGAGGCGGAACUGCUUGUGGCACCUGCAUGUGCCUCCGUGGAGCGCACCAGGAGGCAGACACAUCACCCAGAUCACCAGAUGAGGGCGCGCCAAUACCGGCUGCAACUCUGGCACAGGUGCCCACAGAUUUGUGGGUUCAAGAAGCUUGGGCCGACACGGUCUUGAUGCCAUGGAACUCCAGCGGCUUCAAAGUUGUUGGGCGUUUGGCGAAAUCGAUUCAUGGCGAGGUUCAUUUUGUGAAAGAUGACACAGGAACUGCCUAUGUUGCAAAGGUAGCGCCGAAGGACGAUGUGAACCUCACAAAGGACGGAGAGGAAUCGACGUGGUUCAGCCCAGAAAGUCAUGUUCACUUCGAAGACCUCCGAACUGAGAUUGCGGUCUUGAGCUUUCUGAGCAAAUUGAAGUGCUCAGAGAACCACAUCGUUGAGAUGUUUGGAUCCUUUGAGGAUGUAGCAUCCCUUUACCUCAUCACAGCCUAUUGUGAAGAAGGUGACCUUUUCGAGAGGGUGGCCUAUGGCGACCCUUUGGGCGAAGCGGAGAAGAAGCGCUAUGUCGGCGAUAUCCUGCGAGGAGUUGCCCAUUUGCAUCGACACAACAUUGGUCAUCGGGAUCUCUCACUGGAGAAUGUGUUGCUCCAGAAAGGGAAUUGUGUGCUGAUCGACUUUCGACAGGCUGUGAUGCUGAAGUCAAGUGAUGGAGUGGUGAAGAGGUAUUUUGUUGAGGCCGGAAAAAGGAUGUAUCGUUCCCCUGAGAUGUACGUGCCCCGGUGCAGCAAAAUUCAGGUGGUUUGUCCCUCAGAUGCUGUAGCCAACACGGUCUCCAUGGUGUCCCACGAGAAGAUGCGCUGCGAAGUUUUCCUACCUUCUGAUGCUGUGCCUGGGAAGGCUUGCACUGCCACACCUUUUGGUUAUGCUGCAGCACCUGCAGAUGUUUUCGCUUGCGGCAUAUGUGCAUUUGUUCUGUCAGUGGGCAAGCCUCCCUGGUCCGUGGCGAUGGACACGGACCCUUCGUUCUCUUUUUCUCGCCGACAUGGCGUGGCCAGCUUGCUUCAGCAAUGGCGAGGAGCCUCCAGAGGUCCUGCGAGCUCACCAAGUGACGAGGAACUACUUCUAACUCAGAUGCUCCGAGAGAAUCCCACGCGACGAAGCACACCCGAGGAGGCAGCCUGAACUGGGUAAAAAACCAUAGUGUGCCACAUAAUGUACCAUGUGUUUUGUUGAUGCUAAGCUUGAUACCUUGGAGUGGUGCGCUUGAAUAUCUUUGAAGUGGAGCCUGUUUGAAGUCAAGAACAGUUGACUGAUGUGGCCUUGACUUUUUGGACGGAUACAUGAUACAAUGUAGCUUACUGGCCUGUUCCGCUUCUACCCGAGCCUCUUGCCAGUGCCUACGAAGCAGUUGGCUUGAAACCCGGAAUCGUGCUCGGACUGUUUAAGAGCAUCUGAAGAGUGAGAUAGACGCCUUAGAUGUGCCCUCUCAGACUUAGAGAUCCAAU